Molecule: messenger RNA, 4253 nt
Organism: Caenorhabditis sp. 36 PRJEB53466
Lineage: Eukaryota; Metazoa; Nematoda; Chromadorea; Rhabditida; Rhabditidae
Source: the annotation of a GenBank genome assembly
AUGAUAGUAGUCUUGGGAUCAGGUACUCUUCCAGACUUGCAAAACUUCUCAAACGUUUUCAGACAUUUUACUGAAGACUCUACAUGUUCUGUGGCUUUUCUCGCUCGGUUCCAUCCUCGUCAAUUGUGUUAGUUUCAGAUCGGAACAUCUUUUGGAUCAUGAUCAUAUUUCAGGCAAAGAAGAAAGCCGAGAAGGGUCUUGAAAAGACGGAUAGUCAGCAGAGUUUGGCCAAGAGCGGAGCAAAGACGCCGAAAAAAAAGGGGACGACGAGUGGGAGUGCUAAGAAUGAGGACGAGGAGGGUGAGAGCGCUCUGCCGGACUACUUCAGGAGCUAAAACACUUUCAGACGACGUCCAAUUCAACCUGAAGCUGAAGCCGGCCGAGCAGAAACGUGACGAAUUCGACGACGACGAAGAGAAUCCGCUGGCGAAGAUUCCGACAAAAGCACGGCUUCCGAAGACUCCGGGCGCUCCGAGCACCGUCGAUCCGGAACGUCCGUUCUUGGCGCCAACGAGAAGAUGAACAAUAACUCUUGCUAUGUAAGAGUCCUCGGCGGAGCUGUUUAACUUUACUCUUUUUCAGGUAAAGUCGCCGGCAGUCAAGACGUGAGAAAUCUGAAAUUAGACCCCUUUUAAUACUUUCCUUUUCUAUAAAUCUGAUUCAAUUGUUCAAUUUCUUGUCUCUAGACCGAAGAACGCAUCUUCUCACAAAGAGCUCGAAAAGUUUUCGGAUAUCAAACAAAAAGAGAGUGACGUAGACACUCGAAAAGUCAUUUGAAAACAGUCUCCUGUUACGAAUUGUCUGACGGACAAAAAGUGAGUGCCGGGAGAGCAAACUACAAACGAAAACUGAGAAGUUGAAUAGACUUAGUUGUUCUCACCACGAAUUCAUUAAAACAAUGAACUUCUGUUUGCCAUUAUGAAAAGCUCGGUUACCUCAUAAGGUCUUAUUCAUUAUUCAAGUAAGUUCUCAAGCUUUGUUGCCCACGCCAUCACGAACUUUCCCAUUGUUUUUCUGAGCCGCGACGGGGCGGAAACAAUUAAAAGUGUUCGCACACACAAUAUUUUCUUAAUCUUUUCGACAACUUUCUCUUUCUGAAAUGCGACCGAGAUUGAAAUCGGAGCCGCGGCAGUCAAAGAUCAAAUGUCCGAACAAAGUACUGAAAACAUGCGAUGAGUUUGAGAUUUGAGCUAAAAUGAAACUGAGAGAAGCUGAUCUUGUUCUUCUGCAGCAGGCUUCGAAUUCAAACCCUCUCUCCAAUCUCCUUUUUGCAAUUAACCGCCCUCUUCACACUUUGUUUGUCGAGUCCAAAACGAAACGGAGAAGGGCCUUGAGCCGCCCUUCUCAGAGCUCUGUGAGACAAACAAAACAGGCAAAGGAGGGGGUGGGGAGGGCAGCUUUCUUUGGGCUCUCACACUCGAGAUGCUACUGAAACACAGCAAGUACUUCUCACUUCUUCUACUGUUUCUCUUUGCCCAAUGUACUUGUGUGGACUAGAAAUCCAAACGGGGAAAACUAGUCCUCAAUCUUCAUCCUCCGUUUGAAAGCGGUCACCUUUUUUGAGAAAACUUGUUAACUUUUAUAGCUUUUCCCUAGAGAAGCCUUGAAAUCUCUACUAUGACCGAGAAAUCCGUGCCGUGAAACCUAGUCCCUCAUCUUGUGAAUCUCACCAGUGGCCUAGAAAAUCCAAACAUUUUGAACUCUAACUGGAUUGCCGCAAAGUCCACAAUACUUGAAAGUAUUUACACGGCCGAGCACUUUUCUAGGCCACAUCAAACUAUAAUGUAUGUCCAGAAUCUUUUGUGCUCUCCAAUGCUCUAAUUCAUUUUUCAUUUCAUUUCCCCCCUCUUUUUCCUCAAAAUUGGGUUACGUACACACGUAUUCGCGCCGUCGCCAAUUGCCUUUUAUGCUUUCCUUUUCCUCAGUUCUUUCUUGCAAACGCGUGUGAUGUGUCGUCGAUUUCGAUGCAUACCAUAUUCGAUAUCCAAUUGCAAAUAUGCACUUGACAAAAGUGAAUUAGGGCUCGAAUGUCAGCGGCUCAUUACAAUAAAACUGACGUAAGGACCCUCAUCCGAAGCGGUUCCGAUUACGGCUCCAGCUCCUCCAAUUUCAGCAUUUCCAGACUUUAGCCGCUUUUUUGUCUGGCUGAUUGGCACCUUGGUGGAGUGGCUCAGAAAGAUUCCUGAGAGCACAUUAGUUAUGCUCUCUUUUGUGCUCAUUUUCAUUCUCAAGUUCUGAUCUCUGGAAUCUCUGGAAUCUCUCUCACAAACUCUAAUUACUCCCACUCCUUCGUUUUCGAAUUGGCCUUCUGCUCAUUAUACUUUCAGAUGCCGGAAGUUUCGCACAUUCACGUGUUUCCGCUUUGAUGCACUUGAAAACACGUGAUCCUACUUCUUAGACUACUGUAGUUCAUGAAAAGUACAGUACUCUUCGCAAAACGAAUAUUAUAGUUCUAGAAGUGCUCGUUCAACGCAAAACCUUUCACUUUCACCUUGCUCAUUGAUCUUCUGUUACUCUUUCUUUUUUCUUUUCUUCCACUUAAUUGCUCCCGUCAUUCUCGUCAGUUUUGUUUGCAAAAAGAAAAGAAAAUCUUUCAUGCGAUUUUUACCGAACCAAUAUAUCUCAGCUGACUGUAGAGAUAUCAAAAAGUUGUCAACUAACAAUUUAUUUAUUGAAAGAUUUUGUACAUUUUGUUAGUUAACAAUGUUUUGAUAUCUCUACAGUCAGCUGAGAUACAUUGCUUAGAAUAUGCGGUAUUACGGUGCCUUUCUGUUUUGCUUUGAACAGCUCAUGUUCGAUCAUGUUCUGCAACUCAAUAGUAGUCGGUUCCCAGGCCAAUUAUAAGAAUUUUCAAGCCCUGUUCGUUUUCAGUACCUUAAGCUUUUGAUGACCGUAACCUGUUCGUUCAGAAUGGAAACGAACCAGUCGAAAUGCGCGAGCCCGGACCAAAUGGUGCUCCAAACCUCGCUGCUCCUCCGGAUAAACGUGCUCUUCAUGUGCACCCUGGCCCUUCUCACCUUCUUUUUGACGUACCGAGCCCUGUUCAUUCUGAAACGACGUCCGAUCUUCCACAAGUCGACCAAGAUUCUGCUCUACACAAGUUUGGUGUUCGUCAACGUUCAUGAGAUCAUUUUCAUGAUUAUUCAGGUUGGUUUCCGAGAGAAAACAAGUGUAAGUGAGUGUUUCAGAGCGUCGCACUCGUCCGAAGCUUCACUUUACAAAAUGAGCCGUGCGAAAUCAUGCGGACGACUUUGGAGUGCAAGUUUCAGAAUCAUGUGCUUAUUUUUGGUAUCGCUGCGAUCAAUUUCAAUCAAUUCGGAUUGACGAUCGAUCGGUAAGUUCCAACAAAAUAUUGCAAAAUAUCAAACGGAAAUUUCAGACUCCUGGCUACAGUAAUCCCUCAAGCCUACUCAAAAAUGGGAUCAUUACCCGGGAUUCUAUUAGCUUUAGUUGUUGUGAGUACAAAACGAUAUAUCUCAGUUCUGGGUGAAGAUAUCAAAAAGUUGUCAACUAGGAAAAUGUUCAGUGAGAUAUUGCGUAAAUUUUGUCAGUUGACAACUUUUUGAUAUCUCUACCGGCAGCUAAGAUAAACCGUCUUGAAUAAAAGGUAUUUUACAGUUUGCGAGCGCUGUCGCCGCUCCGCUCGUGAUCGCAAUCGGAGAUCCGUACGACGACAUCGUGCCCAACUGCUUCUUCUUUCCGCAACAUUCCGCUCCGAAAGCCAACAUCUUUCUGAUCAUUUUGAGCGUUCUGGUGAUCAUGAGCAUUCUAUUCAACUUUAUCAUCAUUUUUGUGAACAAAAAGUUGGAGAAAAGGUCAGUUUUGUUUGAAUCCUAUAGAAAGGAAGCAUUAUUUGUGAUUACAGUACUCGAUUCUACGUGGCUCAGAGAUAUCAGAAGCGCGAAGCGUUGAUAUCCACGAGGAUCGUCUCUUACAUCGCCGCUUCACAGUUUUUGGGACUCGCAUUGUACUCGACGAUUGUGCUGACUUUGCGAUUGCACAAAGACAUGAUUCCCGUCUCCAUUUAUCAUAAUAUCGUCUGGUGGGCCUAUGUAAGACAGUCUCUGUGAGGGGACAUCCGAAUAUUGUCCAACUUUCAGACGGUCCCGUUCGCGGCAGUCUCGCUGCCAGCACUUUUAAUCCAUCGCAUCAAUCAGGUCGGGUUCAACCGCAAACGGGUCAUCAAUCGGAUCACUGCCAAGGUGGAAACUCAGGAGGAACAUAUGAAAUCACUCAAGGAACUUUGGGGUUAA